UGUUUCUUUUGCUUACUAUUAUGGCAAUGACCACACCUACGUACCCAUUUGGGGUUAAGACCCCCUAUCAUUUUUCUAUCAGACCUUCGCAUUCCCGAUCCUUUUGCUCACACCACCCGCUCAAUCUUGCCUCAUUCGGUGGAUCCCUUCAGGCUCCAACUUCAGGCAGGAGAAUAGGUCUGAGGGUUGUUUGUAAUGUACAAAACCUACAUGUUCUCACCAGGAAUGAACCCGAAAGUCAAGCUUCACAAGGAUCAAUCAAACAGUUAUCAUGUGUGAUGAAGUUUGGUGGAUCAUCUUUGGCCUCGGCAGAAAGGAUGAAACAAGUCGCUCAUCUUAUCCUCAGCUUCCYACAAGAGACUCCUGUCAUUGUCCUCUCUGCUAUGGGCAAGACCACCAACAAUCUUUUAAUGGCUGGAGAGAAGGCUGCAAGUUGUGUUUCCCCUGUGUCUGAACUUGAUGAAUUGAGCUUUGUGAAAGAACUACACCAUAGGACAGUGGAUGAGCUUGGAUUAGACAAAACACUCAUUACAGACCACCUAGAAAAAUUAGAGCGACUUCUGAACGGGAUUGCAGUACUAAAAGAGUUCACGCCUCGUGCAAAAGACUACCUAGUCUCAUUUGGAGAGUGCAUGUCCACAAKAAUAUUUUCUGCAURCUUGAAUAAAAUCGGCGUCAAAGCGCGCCAWGUAUGUGAUUUUUUCAUCACUUUUAAUAUGCUCAAAGUUUUCAAGCACUGGUGAUGUCUUCUUUGUCAUUUGCUGCCUAAUAUUUGUAUGAAGCUUGUAAUCCAUGUGGAAUUCUAAAUUGUAGAUAUCUACUUGCCACCAUUUUCUUGCCCCAAAUUUCAUUUGAUUCAGAUUUACUUCCCCAAAUGAAAGCUUGGCAGCUUCUGUUGCUUCCAUCUUGUUCUUUUCUUUAUAUUAGUAAACAACUCGGUAGUACAAGUGCAUGUUGAUGAAGAUUAUUAUCUGAUAACAAUUUACCUUUUAGUUAAGGGUUUUUGGUUGGUUUUCCAUUAAAUCUUUGUAUGGAUAAAGUUGUCUAUGUUUUUAAUAGAUAGAAGGAGCGUGUUUUUAAUUGGGAGGGUCUUUUCUAUAAUAGAGAUGGAAAUGCUUUCGUUUGGGAGGGUUUUUGAGGGUAUUUUCUAUAAUAGAGAUGGAAAUGUUUUCGUUUGGGAGGGUUUUUYCAUAGAURGAAGGAACGUGUUUUUAAUUGUGAGGGACGGGUUUGGGAAAACUUGGUUUUCUGCAUAA
Molecule: messenger RNA, 1256 nt
Organism: Cynara cardunculus var. scolymus (artichoke)
Lineage: Eukaryota; Viridiplantae; Streptophyta; Magnoliopsida; Asterales; Asteraceae
Product: aspartokinase 2, chloroplastic
Exons: 4
Coding region: 21-743 (240 amino acids)
Biological process (GO): amino acid biosynthetic process
Cellular component (GO): chloroplast stroma
Molecular function (GO): aspartate kinase activity
Source: RefSeq, a predicted model, not a curated record